AUGGCUCGAUCGUGCCACUCAACCGACAAUCGAGACAAGAUAUUUGCACUUUUCGGAAUGCUCGACAUCACCUCGAGACAUGAUCUGAGAGCCGACUACACGGCUCCCGUACAAAGAGUGUAUACAGAAAUUGCGGUCUACUUUAUCCGCCGCUACAACACCCUCGACAUACUAUCAUUUGUCGAGCAUCCCUCGAACAUCGACGGCCUCCCCUCGUGGGUCCCUGACUGGAGCAAGCCCCCGCGGCUACCACCGCUGGGCCGCACUCGCGCCCUUCCCAGGGUGAACCACCACGUUCCAGCCAUCUCAGACCUCCCUCCUCCGCAGACCAAAUGGGACUUAUCCAGGCUCGCCGUCAAGGGUCGAGUGGUCGAUAUUGUGCGUGUAGUGUCGCCAACCCACGCCCUUAAGCCAUCCAGCACUGUCUGGGAGGACGAGCGUCUCGGGUCUCACACCGACAUUGCUACAUUAUGGCGCCUCUUCAAAUGGGAUGCAUUCGCCCGCCUCGAGUAUCCCGUUCCCUACAAUAUCGCAGUUGACACCGCCCACUGGGUCCCCCUUCAGCUCGUGCACUACCCCUUCGGCACCGAGGUGCGCGGCGUCGGCUCGCUCUACCACGGCUUCGCAUUGGACGCUCAGCUCUGCACUCGCGAGAUCCGCAACCUACUGCGCAAGGCCGAAGCUAUUGGCCGUGGGCGCGCUUUCCUGUGGGGAGCUGCGUCUAUAGGCUUGGGCCCGCGGGAGACGCAGGCAAAUGACUUGAUUGUCUUGCUGGAGGGCAGCCUGCGGCCGGUCGUGCUACGCAGGCAGCAGACCGGCCUCGCGCUGGUGGGAGAGUGCUACUAUGAGCCGACUGCGCAGACAAAGAUGCUGCGCCACCAGUGCUGCUGGCAUGUGGUUGGGGGGCGGAGGAGGUGCCAUAGGUGCGAGGUGUUGGCGUACCAAGCGCGAACACCAGUGCAAGAGAUGAUUCUGGUGUGA
Messenger RNA from Lasiodiplodia theobromae, 981 nucleotides. Its product is annotated as HET domain-containing protein. Bases 1 to 981 code for a protein of 326 amino acids. The record is from RefSeq and is a predicted model, not a curated record. Lineage: Eukaryota; Fungi; Ascomycota; Dothideomycetes; Botryosphaeriales; Botryosphaeriaceae. The transcript has a single exon.